Notolabrus celidotus (New Zealand spotty) is the source of this 2638-nucleotide messenger RNA. RefSeq names its product DEP domain containing 5, GATOR1 subcomplex subunit (gene depdc5). Gene Ontology annotation, molecular function: GTPase activator activity. The transcript is spliced from 18 exons. NCBI's taxonomy places the organism in Eukaryota, Metazoa, Chordata, Actinopteri, Labriformes, Labridae. Gene Ontology annotation, biological process: intracellular signal transduction; positive regulation of autophagy; negative regulation of TORC1 signaling. Gene Ontology annotation, cellular component: lysosomal membrane; GATOR1 complex. The record is from RefSeq and is a predicted model, not a curated record. The coding region runs from base 1 to 2427 and encodes 808 amino acids.
AUGGGGCGUGAAGAUGAAUCCCCAGUGAUGAGUGCGUUUCAGGUGUUUGAGGAGUUUAUCUGUCAGAGGUUGAUGCAGGGUUACCAGAUCAUUGUCCAACCUAAUAACAGGAAACCACAACCCUCUGUGGCCACACCACUGGGCAGCAGCCCUCAUUACUCCAGAGGUCUGGUGUCCAUGCGUCGAACAGAGGAGGAGAACAUUUACUGGCUCAGUAUGGGUCGGACCUUCCAUAAAGUCUGCCUCAAAGACAAGAUCAUCACGGUCACUCGCUACCUGCCCAAGUACCCGUAUGAGUCAGCUCAGAUCCAGUACAGCUACAGUCUGUGUCCUCCACACUCUGACGCCCAGUUUGUUUCCUGCUGGGUGGAGUUCGGUCAUGAGAGACUGGAGGAAUAUAAGUGGAACUACCUGGACCAGUACAUCUGCUCUGCUGGUUCUGAGGACUUCAGUUUGAUUGAUUCUCUGAAGUUCUGGCGGACUCGCUUCCUCCUGCUGCCGGCCGGAGGAGCUCGCCGGGUGGCCGACGGCGAGGGACACUGGGACGUUUACGGGGACGGAGCCGGUGCUGGGAUAUGUGGCAGUGGAGACUGGCUCCUGCUGGAUGGCUUCAUCCGUUUCCUGGAGGGACUCAACCGCAUCCGGCGGCGCCAUCGCUCAGACAGGAUCAUCAGAAAGGGAACUCCAUUAAAAGGACUUCAGGUGACCAGUCCUCUUCUGUCCUAUCCCACUGAGCCUGUUGGACCAACUCAAGGGAAGAAAGGCACCUCAGCUUUAUCGGCCCUGCUGGAGAUGGAGCAGAACCAGAAAACGCUGGAGGAGCAGCUGCAGCAGCAGGCGAAACCCUCCACGGCCGUCACAGACCUCCCAAGUAUGGCCACAGCUCCCUCAUAUGUAGACAGUCCUCGGAAGGAUGCUGCCUUUAUUUUGGAUUUUAUACGUAGCCCUCGCUCCUCCUACAUCUAUUGUUCUCAGUUUGUUGAUACCAGUGAAGCUGCAGACAAAGUCGUCCCGUCGUCAGUGACAGCAGCAGCAGGAGCACCGACUGCAGGAGAGACUGCAGUCAGCAGCAGCUCCACAGACAUCAGUGGGCAGUCUGCAGCCGGAGCUCUAUCUCUGUCUUCUUCCUCGACUCUCCUGGAGAUCUUAGAGGCCAUCAAACACCCCACGACCGGUGUUCAGCUGCUUCCAGAACAGAAGGGUCUACCAGUGAACUGCUUCAUCAGUGCAGAGGUUCUUCACUGGCUGGUCAAUAAUGUGGACGGCAUCGCCACUCAGGGGAUGGCUGUAGAUAUCAUGCAGAAAAUGCUGGAUGAAGGUUUGGUGGUCCAUGCUUCUGGAGAUGCCAUGCGCACCUUUGUGUACGGAUUCUACUUCUACCGGAUCGUAGGAGAGAAGGAUGGCCCGACCUCCCCUCUUCCCCCGUCAGCAUCUGGAGGCUGGUCCACUGCGGCCCUGGAGGACUUCGCCCUGUUUCAGAGGAAGUGGUUUGAGGUCGCCUUCGUGCUGGAGGAACCUCGACCCUGCAACCUCCCGGCCUUCUUACUGCCCUGGUUACCCAGCAGACCGGCCUCUUACGCUAGCAGGCACAGCUCCUUCAGCCGCAGCUUUGGAGGACGGAGCCAAGCCGCAGCUCUCCUAGCUGCCACUGUCCCAGAGCAGAAGACGGUCACUCUGGACGUGGACGUAAACAACCGCAGCGACCGAACAGAAUGGUGCAGCUGUUACUACCAGGGGAACUUCUCCCUCAACGCGGCCUUCGAGAUCAAGCUGCACUGGAUGGCUGUCACUGCUGCAGUCCUCUUUGAGAUGGUUCAAGGCUGGCACAGGAAAGCGGCCUCCUGCAGCUUCCUGUUGGUUCCUGCCCUGGAGGUCCCGUUUGCACUGACCUCUUACCCGUACGGCGAUCCUCUGAGAGCCCAGCUCUUCAUCCCUCUGAACGUUCACUGUCUGCUUAGAAACGGCAGCGACAACCUGUUUGACGGGUUUGAACCGGAGACGUACUGGGACAGGAUGCAGCUCUUUCAGGAGGCCAUACUGUACCGGUUUGGAUUCGUUCACGACAAGUUUUCUGCCUCUGCCUUCAACUUCCCCUCGGAGAACAAGCCUCAGUACAUCCACGUCACAGGCACCGUCUUCCUGCAGCUGCCGUACUCCAAGAGGAAGUUCUCCAGCGGUCAGCAGCGCAGACGCAGAAACUCCACCACUUCAAACAGCCAGGGCCCGUUCGGCGGCGAGGAGCAGGUCGGAUAUUACUGGGCUUACAACACCAUGCUGACCAAGGCGUGGAAAACAGGCGUGCUCGUGGACGAGAGGCUCGCCGAGCGCCUCCUCAAAGACUUAACGGACUUCUGCGUCAACAAGGACAACAGACUGCUCACCUUCUGGGACAGCUGCCAGGAGAAGAUGAACGCCAGCGCUCCCUAACAGGAAGAGACGAGACGUCACGCUGACACAUGAGAAAAGUCUGAACACUGUUUUCUAAUAUUUGAUAUCCUUUAACUCAGAUUCACACACUGGACUGCUGCUGAGAGGAGAACCGGGUCUUUGACCGACCUGCUGAAUCUCAGCUUGUUUACAACAUGAAUGAUGCUCUGGUUUGACUGAUGUGAAAUAAAUAUUACAAAUUCAACACAAA